This is a messenger RNA of Trichoderma atroviride IMI 206040, 1111 nucleotides long. RefSeq lists its product as uncharacterized. The record is from RefSeq and is a predicted model, not a curated record. Gene Ontology annotation, biological process: dehydro-D-arabinono-1,4-lactone biosynthetic process. Gene Ontology annotation, cellular component: cytosol. Gene Ontology annotation, molecular function: D-arabinose 1-dehydrogenase [NAD(P)+] activity. NCBI's taxonomy places the organism in Eukaryota, Fungi, Ascomycota, Sordariomycetes, Hypocreales, Hypocreaceae.
CGAUACUUGGAUCUGGUGUACAUGCACGACGUCGAGUUUGUGUCUGCUGCCGAGGUUCUUCAGGCUGUCAAGGAGUUGCGCCGACUGCGCGAUCAGGGCCUGAUUCGCUAUGUUGGUAUAAGCGGAUACCCCGUCGAUACCCUCGCCUCGCUGGCCGAGAUGAUAUUGAGAGAGACUGGCGAACCCCUUGACGCUAUCUUGUCGUAUGGCAACUUUUGCCUGCAAAACACUCAGCUCGGGCGAUCAGACUUCCUACAGCGGUUCCAAGCAGCCAGAGUCGAGUGUCUGUUAAACGCCAGUAUGCUCAACAUGGGCCUGCUGACGACUCGAGGCGUUGACAACGGCCCCAUGGUGUCCUGGCAUCCUUCGCCGCCAGAGCUACGAAAGGCCUGCACCAAGCUAUCCCAAAUCGCACAAGACAACGGCGAGCACCUCGAAGGAGUGGCCAUCCGGUGGGCUCUGGAACAAUGGGCCCGCCUCGGAAAAGACUUUGGCACAACGGCCUACGUCGGGGCUGGUCCUCGCAUCGGGGCAAGUGUCAUGGGAGUAACAGCCAUCACAGAGCUCGACGAGACCUGGGAUCUAUGGAGAAGCGUUAUAGGGCCCGUGAUUGGCGCCAAGGACGAUGUCGCAACGCAGAGGAGCGAUAAGAUUACGAAACUUGUCCAAAACAAGAUGUGGCCUGGCUUGGGGUCGUGGAAGGACCAUGCCUGGGAGAGUGGUGGCGAGACGUUUGUCAAUACCCGAGUGAAUAUGGGACAGAUUCCUAAUGAUGAGGUGGCGGAGAGAUGGGGGCUGGUUCCUUCAGCUGCUGCUGUGGCUUCCAAGCUGUAACGUGCGAUGCAUAAUAGUAUAUAGACCAGCAUGGCUUUUCUUUAUUUUUUUUUCUGCAUCAUUUCGUUUCUCGGAUAAAUUCCUAAAGUACAUACUACCGCAAUGCACAAAUUACCGUUACCAAUAAUUUCUUGGGACGCAUUAGGAUCUUGGCGUCUCUCAAAACUUUUACGCCUGCCCAUAGCAGUCUCCUUACUAAACACUAUGUUCCCUUUUACAGUUUUUACACAGAGCUAGUAAUUUUACUUUGCUUGAAUCAUGGUGGUUAGUGAAGAUG